Molecule: messenger RNA, 1973 nt
Organism: Apis laboriosa (Himalayan honeybee)
Lineage: Eukaryota; Metazoa; Arthropoda; Insecta; Hymenoptera; Apidae
Gene: MFS16
Product: glucose-6-phosphate exchanger SLC37A2
Exons: 9
Coding region: 276-1886 (536 amino acids)
Biological process (GO): transmembrane transport
Cellular component (GO): membrane
Molecular function (GO): transmembrane transporter activity
Source: RefSeq, a predicted model, not a curated record
AACGUGCACAGUAUUAUCUUUCAUUGUAGCAAGUAUUAAUAUACAGCUAAAUGUGCACAGUAUUGUCUUUUUAUAAUAGUAUUAACAUAUAGCUUACAGAUAUUUUCUGUAAGAUUUUAAACAAUAUAAAUAAAAAUUAAUUUGGUGAUUUUUUAUAAGAUAAAAAUUAAAAUUAAAAAUUACAAAGUACAAAAUAAUCAUAUAAUAAAUCUCAAGAUAUUUUUAAUAUCUAUAAUAAGUUAAUUAAUAAUUGGAGAAAGUAUAUUUUAAAAAAUAUGACUGGUCCAUUAAGAGAUCAACCAUGGGGUUUACAAAUCAUAGAAUAUAUGAUUUCCAAAUGUUGUCCUCAUCAUCGAAUCAAUCGAAUGACAUGGCAUCAAGGUGGUAUUUUGUUACUCACAUAUUUAGCAUACACAUGUUACCAUAUGACACGAAAACCUAUGUCUAUUGUAAAAAAUGUGUUGAGUUUUAAUUGCAGUACUUUAUCACCUCCUCCAAACUUUUUAAUUAAUAGUAGUAAUCGAGAUACAUGGUGUGAUUGGGCUCCAUUUGACACUGCUGAUGCUCCAGCAUUGCUUGGCAUAUUAGAUUCAGCAUUUCUGUUUGCAUAUGCUGCAGCCAUGUUCCUCAGUGGUUUUAUAGCAGAAAGAGUAAAUCUACGAUAUUUUCUUACAUUUGGCAUGCUUGCAUCUGGUAUUUCUUGUUAUCUCUUUGGUAUUGCUAGGCCAUAUAAUAUUCAUAAUUUAUGGUAUUUUGUUCUUAUUCAAGCAAUAGGUGGUGUUUUUCAAACAUCAGGUUGGCCAGGUGUAGUUACAGUUGUAGGAAAUUGGUUUGGAAAAGGAAAAAGAGGAUUAAUUUUUGGAAUAUGGAAUUCUCAUACAUCAUUAGGAAAUAUUUUAGGCAGUUUAAUAGCUGCUGAAUUUGUGGAAUCUGAUUGGGGUUUAAGUUUUAUGGUACCUGGAAUAAUAAUGGGUCUUGCAGGAUUUAUAAUAUUUUUAUUUCUUGCACCAAAUCCUAUAGAUAUAGGAUGUAUACCACCUGUCCCAACUAAAUAUAGAAAAUUUGAUACUAUUCAUAGUUCAGAUGAGGAUAGUGGUGCAGAGGAUUAUGAUCAAUCAUAUAAUCGUCUCACUUAUCGCUGUGCCUACCGCGAACAGGUUGAUAUUGAUAAUAUAGAAACUGCACGAUCUGAAACUAGUCCAAUAUUACAAAGGCAUAGACAUGUACAAGAAAUUCAUAGAGGAAAUGCAAUUGGAUUUGCAAAAGCAAUGAUGAUACCUGGAGUAAUAGAAUAUUCUCUUUCCUUAUUUUUCGCAAAACUUGUUAGUUAUACAUUCCUGUAUUGGUUACCAUUAUAUAUUGCAGCCUCAACUACAUAUGGCACAACAUUAAGUGCAGAUUUAUCUACUUUUUUUGAUGUUGGUGGUAUUGUGGGCGCAAUAGCAGCUGGUAUUUUAUCUGAUUAUAGUGGUACAAGUGCUCUAACAUGUGCAGUCAUGCUUGGAUUUGCAGUUCCUAUUUUAUUCAUAUAUGACUACAUUGGAAGCACUGGAUGGACAUUCAACAUUAUAUUAUUACUAAUAGCAGGUCUAUUAGUAAAUGGACCAUAUGCCUUAAUAACAACUGCAGUAUCUGCUGAAUUAGGAACUCAUCCUAGUUUAGGAAACAAUUCUAAAGCUUUAGCUACAGUUACUGCAAUUAUUGAUGGCACAGGAAGUAUUGGAGCUGCUGUAGGUCCAUUACUAGCAGGAGUAGUAGCACGUUGGACUGGUUGGCAUAAUGUGUUUUAUAUGCUUAUGAUUGCAGACAUGUUGGCAUUAUUGCUUUUGUCAAGAUUAGUUUAUCGAGAUGUACAAAUAUAUAGACGACGACGAAGAACUAUUUAAUUUUAUUCUUAUUAAAAAACAAUGAGUAUAUAUGUACAAAUAAAUAAGUUCUUAAAUAUUUAUUUGUAACUUAAAUCAUUUUAUAAA